AUGAUCCAUUCAUUUGUACUACUUCUUAAUAUACUUCUAUUAUUUCUAUAUGGGUCCACAGGAAAUGAAUCUAUUCAACAACGUAUAGAAUUAUUAAGACAUUGUAGACGCCGUAUCCAAUCAAUACUUGAUGAGAACAUCCAAUCAGGUCGUGUUAACCCAAAUUCAUUGGAUCAAAAUAUACACUGUAUAAGCAAACGUUUAGGGAUUAAAUAUCGUGUUGAUAUUAUGACAGACUUUGAAAACAUCGUGAAUUCUAUGGAAAAAACGUAUGAUAUAAAUCAUCCGAAAUCCCUUCAAAUAAAAGAAUGUUUUAACAAUGAAAGAAAAAUUUAUGAAAAUGUGAGAAGUGAAUACAACCAAGAAAUAUGUGAUGAACUUAAACAACUCAAUCAACGAGAUACUGAUGAACUAUUGAGCUGGUUGACUAUUCUAAAUCUACACAUCAGUUAUUUAAAUUUUGAUUUAUUUAAAUAUCAGUUCCGGUCAGAACUUGCUAGUGUCGUAACCAGUUAG
Schistosoma guineensis is the source of this 516-nucleotide messenger RNA. The record is from the annotation of a GenBank genome assembly. NCBI's taxonomy places the organism in Eukaryota, Metazoa, Platyhelminthes, Trematoda, Strigeidida, Schistosomatidae.